AUGCCUACCCCCGAGUCAGAAGCGUUUCUCGCGAAGAAACCGAAGGUCCCACCAACUUUUCAGGGGGUCGAUUUUGCUGAUAACGAGGCUGUCGCGAACGCCAGAGAUGCAAUCAUCAGGGAACAAUGGGUCAAGUCAAUGAUGACAAGAUUAGUCGGCGAAGAGAUGGCAUCUAGCGUUGCAGCUCUUGGUUAUGGUCUUUACAUGGUCUUCCGAUGCGCAAGAGCUGGAUCAGCUAGGAACACAGCAAAGAACCUAGAAAGCGAGCAAAAGCAUGGGAACAAGACUGCUGACAAGAUAUUCCCCCAGGAAAAUGCUAUGCACGUGAAGGAGUAA
Exophiala aquamarina CBS 119918 is the source of this 336-nucleotide messenger RNA. Its product is annotated as NADH dehydrogenase. Lineage: Eukaryota; Fungi; Ascomycota; Eurotiomycetes; Chaetothyriales; Herpotrichiellaceae. The transcript has 2 exons. Bases 1 to 336 code for a protein of 111 amino acids. The record is from RefSeq and is a predicted model, not a curated record.